This is a messenger RNA of Cavia porcellus (domestic guinea pig), 3461 nucleotides long. It is a transcript of the gene Jup, whose product is annotated as junction plakoglobin. The record is from RefSeq and is a predicted model, not a curated record. Gene Ontology annotation, molecular function: nuclear receptor binding; cadherin binding; transcription coactivator activity. The transcript has 16 exons. Lineage: Eukaryota; Metazoa; Chordata; Mammalia; Rodentia; Caviidae. Gene Ontology annotation, cellular component: catenin complex; adherens junction; cytoplasm. Gene Ontology annotation, biological process: canonical Wnt signaling pathway; positive regulation of transcription by RNA polymerase II; cell-cell adhesion. The coding region runs from base 493 to 2730 and encodes 745 amino acids.
GGGCGGGUUCCGGUUCCUCCAUGGGCACUGCACCCCUUGGGGCCGUUAGGGUGCGAUCGGGUGCCGGCAGUUCCCGAGGACCCCGCGCCCCCACUGGACCUCUCCUGUGCCGGGGACCCGAUGCCCUCGUCUGCCGCUCUGCUGACAGCGCUCCGCGCCCGGAUCUGCUGCCUGAUUUCUUCCCAAAUCUGCUAAAGCCUCUGGACACCCACACUUUGUCCUUGGACCCAACAGCUGCUCCUCUGCCUCUGCCUGGAAUGUGGAUAUCUUCCCUGCUCCUUCCUUGUGGCUUUGACCUUUUGGCCUGAGCUCUUCCUCCAGAAGGAAUGCUGAGUUUGGUGGGACCCAGCAUGAGAUGAAAGGGGGGCACCGAUGAAUAAGCCCAAGAAGCAUCACGCCUGACGCUGAGCUGGCUGACCGGCGAAGGCGUCGGUCCUUUCCCACGGCGCACCCUGACUCACCUGUUGGACAGGACCCUGUCCCCACAGCGCCAUGGAGGUGAUGAACCUGAUUGAGCAGCCCAUCAAGGUAACUGAGUGGCAGCAGACCUACACCUACGAUUCCGGCAUCCACUCGGGUGCCAACACCUGCGUGCCCUCCGUCAGCAGCAAGGGCGUCCUGGACGAGGAUGAGGUCAGCGGGCACCAGUACACGCUCAAGAAGACCACCACGUACACGCAGGGCACGCCCCAGGGCCAAGGUGACCUGGAGUACCAGAUGUCUACCACGGCCAGGGCCAAGCGUGUGCGGGAGGCCAUGUGUCCAGGUGUGACAGGUGAGGAUAGCUCGCUGCUGUUGGCCACGCAGGUGGAUGGCCAGGCCACUAACCUGCAGCGCCUGGCCGAGCCAUCCCAGCUGCUCAAGUCAGCCAUCGUACACCUCAUCAACUACCAGGAUGAUGCCGAGCUGGCCACGCGGGCGAUGCCCGAGCUCACCAAGCUGCUGAACGACGAGGACCCGGUGGUGGUGACCAAGGCGGCUAUGAUUGUGAACCAGCUGUCCAAGAAGGAGGCGUCCCGCCGGGCCCUGAUGGGGUCCCCGCAGCUGGUGGCUGCUGUGGUGCGCACCAUGCAGAACACCAGUGACCUGGACACGGCACGCUGCACCACCAGCAUCCUGCACAACCUGUCGCACCACCGAGAGGGGCUGCUGGCCAUCUUCAAGUCGGGAGGCAUCCCUGCGCUGGUCCGCAUGCUCAGCUCGCCCGUGGAGUCGGUGCUGUUCUAUGCCAUCACCACACUGCACAACCUGCUGCUCUACCAGGAGGGCGCCAAGAUGGCCGUGCGCCUGGCAGAUGGGCUGCAGAAGAUGGUCCCGCUGCUCAACAAGAACAACCCCAAGUUCCUGGCCAUCACCACUGAUUGUCUGCAGCUCUUGGCCUACGGCAACCAAGAGAGCAAGCUGAUCAUCCUGGCCAAUGGGGGCCCUCAGGCGCUGGUGCAGAUCAUGCGCAACUACAGCUACGAGAAGCUGCUGUGGACCACCAGCCGUGUGCUCAAGGUGCUGUCCGUGUGUCCCAGCAACAAGCCCGCCAUCGUGGAGGCUGGCGGGAUGCAGGCCCUGGGCAGGCACCUGAGCAGCAACAGCCCGCGCCUGGUGCAGAACUGCCUCUGGACGCUGCGCAACCUGUCGGACGUGGCCACCAAGCAGGAGGGCCUGGAGAGUGUGCUGAAGACCCUGGUGAACCAGCUGAGUGUGGAUGACGUGAGCGUCCUCACCUGCGCCACGGGCACACUGUCCAACCUGACCUGCAACAAUAGCAAGAACAAGACGCUGGUGACACAGAAUAGUGGUGUGGAGGCCCUCAUCCACGCCAUCCUGCGGGCUGGGGACAAGGACGACAUCACGGAGCCCGCGGUGUGCGCCCUGCGCCACCUCACCAGCCGCCACCCCGAAGCCGAGAUGGCGCAGAACUCCGUGCGUCUCAACUAUGGCAUCCCGGGCAUCGUGAAGCUGCUGAACCAGCCCAGCCAGUGGCCACUGGUCAAGGCUACCAUCGGGCUGAUCCGGAACCUGGCCCUAUGCCCUGCCAACCAUGCGCCGCUGCAGGAGGCCGCCGUGAUCCCGCGCCUGGUGCAGCUGCUGGUCAAGGCGCACCAGGACGCGCAGCGCCACGUGGCUGCCGGCACGCAGCAGCCCUACACGGACGGCGUGCGCAUGGAGGAGAUCGUGGAGGGCUGCACCGGGGCCCUGCACAUCCUGGCGCGGGACCCCAUGAACCGCAUGGAGAUCUUCCGGCUCAACACCAUCCCGCUCUUCGUGCAGCUGCUCUACUCUUCGGUGGAGAACAUCCAGCGCGUGGCGGCGGGCGUGCUGUGCGAGCUGGCACAGGACAAGGAGGCGGCGGACGCCAUCGACGCCGAGGGCGCUUCUGCGCCCCUCAUGGAGCUGCUGCACUCGCGCAACGAGGGCACCGCCACCUACGCUGCUGCAGUCCUUUUCCGCAUUUCUGAGGACAAGAACCCUGACUACCGCAAGCGCGUGUCCGUGGAGCUGACUAACUCCCUCUUCAAGCAUGACCCGGCGGCCUGGGAGGCGGCCCAGAGCAUGAUCCCUAUCAAUGAACCCUACGCUGAUGACCUGGAUGCCACCUACCGCCCGGUGUACCCGGGCGACGUCCCGCUGGACACGCUGGACCAUCUGGACGUGGACGGCGACUACCCCAUGGACCUACCUUACAGCGAUGGCCUGCGGCCCCCGUACCCCACCUCAGACCACAUGCUGGCCUAGGCUGCUCGCCCUUCAUGCUCUGUCCUUGGGCUCUGCUGAACCCCAGCUCUGCGCUGGGUUCCUUUCUAGGGUGCUGUGGGGACCUCGAAGGGUGCUGGGCUGCCAUCUGGGAACCUUGCUUAGGGUAGGAGACCUGGCCCUGCUGGAGUGGCCAGAGUGCAGGGGACACAGGUGGGCACCCCAGCCCUGAGGGUGUGGUCCCGGGUGACGGGGACACUGGUGAGCCGAAAAGUGCCUGAGUGGAGCGGGCCGUGCUCUAUGCUGCACCCCAAAGUCCCGCUUCUCCAUCUUGGCUGGGGGCCAGGCGUCCCCUUCCUGCCUGCUUCCCAGCCAUCAAAGCUUUAGCCCUCCCCACCCCAGCUCUGCUCCCUUCCUGCCGCUGGGUCGUUACAGCCCCUGCCCCGCUGCUGCUCGGAGCCUCCAGGGUCUCCAGGCCCAAGGCCCGAACCCCGUAACCCAAGCCUUGCUGGAAGCUCAGGACUGCGGCGGCGGGGGGUAGGGGGAGUUGGGGGGUGGUAGGGCACGGAGAGCCCCUCCCCUGCCCUCAGGCCCAGAAGUGUGCUUGCUGACCCCUCUGGUGUGUGGUGAGCAGCUUCCUGUCCCUGCUGUGGACCUGUCCCUGCCUAGGUGGGGCUCCCUGUUGGGGCUUCACAUCAUUGCUUAGCACCCUUGGUCUUGUGGGGUUUUUGUAUCAACCAAAGCAAAGGAAAUAAAGUCACACUCAAGUCUCA